Molecule: messenger RNA, 1878 nt
Organism: Cladophialophora yegresii CBS 114405
Lineage: Eukaryota; Fungi; Ascomycota; Eurotiomycetes; Chaetothyriales; Herpotrichiellaceae
Exons: 2
Coding region: 1-1878 (625 amino acids)
Biological process (GO): actin filament depolymerization; positive regulation of actin filament depolymerization
Cellular component (GO): cortical actin cytoskeleton
Molecular function (GO): actin filament binding
Source: RefSeq, a predicted model, not a curated record
AUGUCCAUCACAGCUGAGGCCGUCCUAGCGGCGUUGCCCUCGACCCAGCGCGGACUUCCUACUCCUCUGAGUUCAGACUCGAAGGGGGAGCGUCUAGCCUACGCAAGCGGCAAGAGCAUCUUCAUAAGGUCGAUUGACAACCCGAGCGUCUCUACUCAAUACACGGAACACACGAAUACAACCAGUGUCGCGCGCAUUAGCCCUUCCGGCUUCUACUGCGCCUCCGGAGAUGUGUCGGGCGUAGUGCGGGUGUGGGACUGCUCGCCCAACGGUUCCGGCAAGACCAAAGGAGAAUAUGCCAUUAUUUCAGGCCGAAUCAAUGACAUUGCAUGGGACGGUGACAGCCAACGCAUCAUAGCCGUGGGAGACGGGAAGCAGCGUUUCGGACACUGCGUGACGGCAGACUCGGGGAAUACCGUGGGAGAGAUCAGUGGACACUCAGCACAAGUCAAUGCGGUCAGCAUAAGACAGCAGCGGCCACUCCGCGCAGCGACAGCGGGUGACGACAAGAAUCUGGUCUUCUACCACGGCGCUCCCUUCAAAUUUAAUGGUAUACCUGGCCGAGGGAACCACAGCAACUUCAUCUACGGGGUCGGCUUCUCGCCUGAUGGUAACCAUCUAGUGAGUGUGGGUGGUGACAAGAAGAUCUACCUCUACGACGGCAAGACUGGAGAUGUCAAGACCGAGAUCGUGGACAACGCGGAAGGUCACAAGGGCAGCAUCUUCGGUGUGUCGUGGUCCAAAGACUCCAAGAGCUUUGUGACUUGUUCAGGCGACCGGACUGUGAAAACCUGGGACGUGGAAGCAGGCAGAGUUACACAUACUUGGACCUUUGGUGAUGCUGCGGCCGUCUCAGAUCAACAAGUCGGUGUGGUGUGGCCGGCACGAUCAGACGGGCUGAUCAUUUCACUUUCGCUGAGUGGGGACCUCAACUACUUGCACACGGGUUCGAGCAAGCCAACGAAGAUCAUUUCAGGCCACCAGAGGAACAUUACGGCUCUUGCCUACUCUGGACAGAGCGGCAGCGAAACUCUAUGGACGGGCAGCUACGAAGGUCGCCUAUGCUCUUGGGAUGCGGCAAAAGGCACUGCCGAGGCGAUUGAAGGUGACAGCCCCACAAACAUCAUCUCGGGACUUGCAGCAACUUCUUCGGACAAGCACCCCCAAGUCUUUUCUGUCAGCUGGGACGAUACCUUGAGAACAGUGGAUGCUGGAGCAAAGACCUUUACUGGUAAGGCGACAAAGCUAUCGUCACAACCAAAGGCAUUGACUACCACGACGGAUUCUUUGGUCGUCGUAGCGCAGCUCGAGAGCGUGAUUGUGUACAGAGACGGCGAAGAAGAUGGCGAGUUGCCCUUGAAAUCAACUCCGACAUCACUGGCCUCACACGGCAGUACUGUUGCAAUUGGAUCACAGGACUCCAGUCUGCGCUUGUUUGCGGUAGUGCCUGGAAAAGCACCGAAACAAAUUGCCGUUGUGGACCAAGUCUCUGCGCAUCCUCUGACAGCAAUAUCCUUCUCCAAGGACGGAUCGAUGGUGGCAGCGGGCAAUUCUGCAGGGAAAAUCUAUGUGUACAAAAUCAGCACUGGGCUCACGGGACUCGUGACUGGCAAUGCUUCGCUGGACCUGGUGACUGAUCGAUGGAGCGCUCACACAGCAAAGAUCACAUGCAUUGGAUGGAACCCUGAAGGCACGGGAGCUGUUUCCGGUAGCCUCGACACGAACAUCUUCGCUUGGAGUCUGAAGGAACCGGGGAAGCGGGUGAAGGAAACCAAUGCACACAAGGAAGGCGUCAAUGGCAUUGUAUGGCUUGGGGACACUGUCUACAGCACGGGAGCGGAUGCCACGGUCAAGAAGUGGAAGGUCCGCAUAGCUUAG